Messenger RNA from Plenodomus lingam JN3, 480 nucleotides. RefSeq lists its product as uncharacterized. Gene Ontology annotation, molecular function: DNA-binding transcription factor activity, RNA polymerase II-specific. Lineage: Eukaryota; Fungi; Ascomycota; Dothideomycetes; Pleosporales; Leptosphaeriaceae. Gene Ontology annotation, biological process: regulation of transcription by RNA polymerase II. Gene Ontology annotation, cellular component: CCAAT-binding factor complex. The record is from RefSeq and is a predicted model, not a curated record.
AUGUCGCAGCAGCCUCCACAACAUCAGCAAUCACCCGAGCUUGUUUCUGGUGCGCAGCCAGAGGAGGCGCCACUCUAUGUCAACGCCAAGCAGUUUCAUCGCAUCUUGAAGAGACGCCUUGCCCGCCAAAAGCUUGAAGAUGCUUUACGUUUGACAUCGAAAGGUCGUAAACCCUAUCUUCAUGAAUCCAGACACAACCAUGCUAUGCGCCGCCCGCGUGGUCCUGGCGGUCGAUUCCUGACCGCCGAAGAGGUGGCUGCCAUGGACGCUGGGAAGGGGAUUGACGGCGAAGAUGGCAAUAAAGAGAAUGCGUCCAUGUCAUCGAAGGCUGGCAGCUCUGCCCCCAAGCGCAAGGCUUCCUCUACGCAGCUAAAGACAACGCCAAACAACAAGAAGAGCAAAGCCGGUGCUGCGCAAAGACAAAGCACGAGUGAAGAAGAGGAGGAUGAAGACGAUGACGACGCAGAGGAUGACGGCUAA